AUGCCAGCGACAAUAUCUUUUAGAAGAGAUAUCAUUGAUCCUGCUCUUUACGGUCAAAUGUUCCUGUUUUUCGUACCUGUAUGGAUCCAACGAAUGCUUGCCUAUCCCUUGGAUUAUAUUGCACCACGCAUUGCUAACAUGAUUCGAGCGAUGACGCUCAAAACAAGUGGUAAGAUAUCUCAGAAUGGAAGGCUUUGGAAAAUUUUGGUAAAACAGCGCUUAAGAUAGAA
Messenger RNA from Strongylus vulgaris, 230 nucleotides. NCBI's taxonomy places the organism in Eukaryota, Metazoa, Nematoda, Chromadorea, Rhabditida, Strongylidae. The record is from the annotation of a GenBank genome assembly.